Molecule: messenger RNA, 1446 nt
Organism: Trichechus manatus latirostris (Florida manatee)
Lineage: Eukaryota; Metazoa; Chordata; Mammalia; Sirenia; Trichechidae
Gene: CUNH11orf68
Product: chromosome unknown C11orf68 homolog
Exons: 2
Coding region: 97-855 (252 amino acids)
Source: RefSeq, a predicted model, not a curated record
CCUCGUCCGUCUGCAUGAUCUUCUUGAUCCGCGCCUGGAAAGAGGGGAAGAGAGCUCGGACUCCACCGCUUCCUUCCCGAAAAGGGGUACUGGGGGAUGGAGCCAGGUGAGGAGCCCGAGGAAGAAGACUCUCCAGGCGGCCGGGAGGAUGGCUUCACCGCGGAGCACUUGGCCGCAGAGGCCAUGGCGGCUGACAUGGACCCCUGGCUGGUGUUUGAUGCUCGCAGCACACCUGCCUCUGAGCUGGAUGCCUGGUUGGCCAAGUACCCACCAUCCCAAGUUACCCGCUAUGGGGACCCUGGCUCGCCCAACUCUGAGCCGGUGGGCUGGAUCGCAGUGUACGGGCAGGGCUACGCCCACAACUCUGGCGACGUGCAGGGUCUGCAGGCAGCCUGGGAGGCUCUGCAGACCAGCGGGCGGCCCAUCACACCCAGUACCCUGCGCCAGCUGGCUGUCACCCACCAGGUGCUCUCAGGCAAGUGGCUGAUGCACCUGACACCUGGCUUCAAGCUGGACCACGCCUGGGCCGGCAUUGCCCGAGCCGUGGUGGUCGAAGGCCAGCUUCAGGUGGCCAAGGUGAGCCCACGGGCCAAGGAGGGUGGGCGCCAGGUCAUCUGCGUUUACACGGACGACUUCACGGACCGCUUGGGUGUACUGGAGGCGGACACAGCCAUCCGGGCUGCAGGCAUUAAGUGCCUGCUCACCUACAAGCCUGACGUCUACACCUACCUGGGCAUUUACCGAGCCAACCGCUGGCACCUCUGCCCCACUCUUUAUGAGAGCCGUUUCCAGCUGGGAGGUGAUGCCCGCGGCUCUCGUGUGCUUGAUCGAGCCAACAAUGUGGAACUGACCUAGUGGGGCCAGGCGGGGGAGACCACCCUGGGAUGGGCCAUCCAUGCUGGGAAGGAUGCUCCCCCCUUCCUCCUCGUCACCCCAAGGAGGCCAGGCCCCAGCUCGGGGACUGCCUGCAUCUUCGACUCCCUUGAUCCUCUGCCCUCUGUUUAGGACUAACUCAAGCCCCCACAGGCGGGGGGCUCUGGCUCACUGAGGGCCGGACCCUCAGCCUCUCUUCGCUGCUGCUCCCCUCCCCCUCCCAGGACCACAGGCUGGGGCCAGACGCCAGAGGGGGGAGCCGUCCUCGGCCACCCCUGUCACCUCACCAGGCUGCACCUUCUCUCCUCCUGCAUCGUCCUCUUCGCUUCCUCCCUCACGAGGGAGAAAACUCAGUGCUUCCAGUCCCUCCCCUUGGAGCCUUCGAAGUCCAUGGGGCAGGGGCCCUGUGGGCCAGAGCAUGCCGUUGGGGGUAGGGGAGUCAUUGUGCCCACUCAGCGCCUGGCAGAGAGAGGGGACACCAGGGACACCGGACCCGCCCCUCCCUGCGACUCAGCCUGCACCACCUCCCUUCCUCAGCUCCCUUGUCCCGCGCCUGCUCCUGGUAUUUCAAUA